AUGGCUCCGUCGCUUGGCCAACUCGCGACUUCGAAUGAUAUCUUCGACGCUUUCUGGUUCUCGUGCUUUCUUAACCAGUACUUUUACAAUCAUCAUCAAUCAAUUGUCAAAAGCUCGUCACAUUACCAUUCUGUGAAUUUAUCUUUGACGCAAACCACUGGAUCAUUGAGAAAAUUUUUCUUUCUUUCUUUCUUUCUUUCUUUCUUUCUUUCUAUUUGUGUUCCUCUUUCUUUGUAUUUUAUACAAUCCUUCUUUCUUUUUCCUUAUUUUUGUUUUUCUUUUAUCUUUUAUUUCUUUAAAAUUUUGUCUUUCUUUCUUUCUUUCUUUCUUUCUUUCUUUCUUAUCCUCUUCUUUUUUAUUCUUAUCCAAUCCCCUUCUUUCUUUCUCUUCUCUUUCUUUCUUUUUGUUAUCUUCGUUUUUAUUCUCAAACAACCCCAUUUUCUUUCUUUCUUUCUUUCUUUCUUUCUUUCUUUCUUUCUUUCUUUGUAUGUUCUCUAUUCUUUCUUUUUUAUUCUUAUACUCUCUCCCCUUUAUUUUUCUUUGGAGAAGAAGAAAAGCUUAAUCAUUCGCCUUUUUUUCUUUCUUUCUUUCUUUCUUUUCUUUCUUUCUUUCUUUCUUUCUUUCCGUAUUUUGAUACUCUCUCCACUUUAUUUUUCCUUGCAUUUAUUUGAUUUCUUUUCUAUUUUAUUCGUAUACAACACCAUUUUCUUUCUUUCUUUCUUUCUUUCUUUCUUUCUUUCUUUCUUUCUUUUUGUUCUCAACUUCCUUUUUUAUUUUUAUACAACCUUCUCUUUAUUUUGCUUCGAUUUCUUGGAAGCCUGUACAGAUGUCGUCUGUUUUCAUUUGAAGAAGCCCAAGAUCUGCUUUGCUCGCUAUCUGGCUGAUGUUCCCGGGUCCACUCUUCACUUUCAUCUUCCACUAUCUCAAUAA
Acanthosepion pharaonis is the source of this 930-nucleotide messenger RNA. NCBI's taxonomy places the organism in Eukaryota, Metazoa, Mollusca, Cephalopoda, Sepiida, Sepiidae. The record is from the annotation of a GenBank genome assembly.